Messenger RNA from Columba livia (rock pigeon), 997 nucleotides. Its product is annotated as glutathione S-transferase. Gene Ontology annotation, biological process: glutathione metabolic process. The coding region runs from base 63 to 728 and encodes 221 amino acids. The transcript has 7 exons. The record is from RefSeq and is a predicted model, not a curated record. Lineage: Eukaryota; Metazoa; Chordata; Aves; Columbiformes; Columbidae. Gene Ontology annotation, molecular function: glutathione transferase activity.
AGCUGCUGAGAGCUUAGAGUGAAUUACACCAGCUACAAGUAGGAAAUCAGGCACAUAGAAACAUGGCUGCGAAACCCAAGCUGCAUUAUCCCAAUGGACGAGGCCGAAUGGAAUCAAUACGGUGGUUAUUGGCAGCAGCCGGGGUUGAGUUUGAUGAAUGUUUUCUGGAAACAAAGGAUCAUCUAAUGAAGUUAAAGAAGGAUGGAUUCCUGCUGUUUCAGCAAGUGCCCAUGGUGGAGAUCGAUGGGAUGAAGAUGGUGCAGACCAGAGCCAUCCUCAACUACAUAGCAGCAAAGUACAACCUCUACGGGAAGGACCUGAAGGAGAGAGCCCUAAUUGAUAUGUACGUGGAAGGAUUAUUUGAUCUGAAUGAGUUAAUCAUGCACCAUUGCUUCCAACCAGCGGAUAAAAAGGAGCAACAUUUGGCUACUAUUGAGGACAAGGCCACAAACAGAUACUUCCCAGUCUUUGAGAAGGUUUUGAAAGACCAUGGACAAGACUUUCUUGUUGGCAACCAAUUUAGCAGGGCAGAUGUGCAACUACUUGAAACGAUUUUAAUGGCAGAAGAAUGCAAGCCUGAUAUCCUUGCCCAGUUUCCUCUCUUGCAGAGUUUUAAAGCAAGAAUAAGCAAUAUCCCCACAAUAAAGAAAUUCCUGCAGCCUGGCAGCCAGAGGAAACCACCACUGAAAGAAGAAGAUUUACCAAAAAUCAUGAAAAUUUUCCACUGAGCAGCAACCUAAACCCACAGAAACUCUAUCACGGUCCUUGUGUUUGCUGAUAGCAGUGAAGUGGAAGUAAUGAAGACAGUGAAAAAGUUUUUGAUCUCUCCUUAGCUACAGCACUGGUUUUAGACUACCACAGACAUUUCUAAUGCAAAUCUGUAGGAACAUGCCAGCAAAUGAAAUAGUUCACUGAAUUAAGGGAUACACUGGACAACAAAAAUGUCUUCAAUUACUUAAGAGAAUACCUGAAAUAAAGUCUUACUAUUGACAAUGAA